AUGGUCGGCAGCCUUAUAUGUGGCUUUGCUCCAACUAGUAAAACCUUCAUCGUGGGCCGUGCUGUGGCAGGCGUUGGGGCGUCCGGUGUCGCCAGUGAUGGGUUUAUUAUUGUUCUCACUAUUUCUUCCGAGAAGCUAACCCGCUAUUUAGAGGCAUAUAUACCAGCGGUGCUUUUACGGAGGAGGCAACCUAGCGGUGGUGUUUCUGGGUUAACCUUCCUCUGGGUGCUCUGA
Molecule: messenger RNA, 234 nt
Organism: Penicillium hordei
Lineage: Eukaryota; Fungi; Ascomycota; Eurotiomycetes; Eurotiales; Aspergillaceae
Product: MFS transporter
Exons: 2
Coding region: 1-234 (77 amino acids)
Source: RefSeq, a predicted model, not a curated record